CCCUGUUCCUGCUCCUCCCAGCUCAAAGAUGGCAGCCAUGGGACAGAGAUGAGAGACGACACAAAUUUAGGAGUUUUGCCAUGAAACUGCAUUGGGCUGUACAAGUGUUACAUGCGUGUUUCUGACAUGACAGCGAUAUAAUUUGUCACUGCCAGCGCGUGGUCUCACGAAGACAAUUAAAUGAUUCAGAAAGAUCAUGUUUUCCUGUGGGCUAAGCUAGCAAGCAACGGUUAGCAAAUAAAUGAACUUGUCCCUUCUGCCAUACGAGAAGAAAGCAGCUGCUCUGCAGACGGUCUAUUGACAACUUGCAAGCUCAGAUUCAUCAUGGCCAUCACUCAGUUCCGCCUUUUCAAGAUCUGCACAUGUCUAGCCAGCUUACUUUCUUUCUUUAAAAAGUUGAUAUGCAGGAGUGGAAGGGGCCGCAAGCUCAGUGGUGAUCAAAUAACGCUCCCGACAACAGUGGAUUUUUCAUCAUCAGUACCAAAACAGCCAGAGAUUGAAGAAUGGAGCUCUUGGGAUGAAGAGGCCCCUACGAGUAUUAAGAUUGAAGGUGGCAAUGGAAACGUUUCCCCUACACCCAAUGAGUUAGACGAAGAGCCCGACUACUUCAAAGACAUGGCUCCCACCAUCAGGAAAACGCAGAAGAUAUUGCUGAAGAAAAGGGAGCCUUUGAACUACCCGGUGCCUGAUGGCUCAGCUGGUUUCUCCAGCAGACUGGCAGCCUCUCAGGAUAUGAUGACCUUCAGUCCACCGUCGGGUGAAUUGGGUGAAAUGGACAACUGGCAGGGGGAUGCAAAUGCCUGGGAGGACGAGUCUGAAGCUGCCUGGGAGGCAGAGGAGGUGCUCAGACAACAGAAGAUGGCUGAGAGAGAAAAGCGGUCCAUGGAGCAGCAGAGGAAGAAGAUGGAGAAAGAGGCUCAGAGGAUGAUGAAGAAGGAGCAGAAGAUUGCCGUCAAGCUCUCGUAACAUUUUAGAAAUGCUCAAUUUUGAGCCAAAGGGAUUGGGGGGGGCAAAGACACUAAAUCAUUCGUUACGGUCUUUAAAGUCAUCAAACGGACGAGGAUUAUCGCCCUGCACUAUUUAUCUGUUAGCAAACUGUCCUCCCUCUCCACUGUGUUUCCACCAGCAGCCAUUUUAGUCUGUUUUCCAGUUGCAGCAGUGUAAAAUGCAUCAUUCUUGAGGGCAGAAAACUCACCUGGUGUGCUCAAGUCAUUCUGGUCUUCAAGGGAAAGCUUAUACAAUCCAGUUCAUUAUAGGUUAAAGGUUAGAGUCAGCAUCAGAAGGCGCCAUUUAGAUUCAGAUCAACUCUGUCAGCUAGCGUAGAAAAAUGUUCAAUUUUGUUUUUUCCCAGGAACAUUUGUAAAUAAACAGGUACCUGUGCUACCUUUUGAAACUCAAAUAGGGAGUACAGUUCCUUUUCUUUGUCUUAUUUAUAACCUCGAUGGACAAAAGAGUGUAAUUAAUUUUAAGUGUACACCAGAGACAUCCCUUGGUUUGCUUGAUUAGUGUUUUUAUAUUUAUGUCUUUCAUUGUCUGAAAACAGAUUUGUUUUCUAAUGAAUAUUUCUCGAUAUUUCACAUUAUCUCCCUGUGCUGUGCAGCCCUUACUACACUGGAAAUCUGCAUUAAAGUGAUGGCUGAAGAUUUUCAAUACGAGUAUGGAUAAAUGACCAUAGACUAGAAUCUAGCCUACUAUAGCCAACUAUAAAUGUUAGCUGUGGGUUCCUAUGGUAAUCUCAUGGCUACUGAUCUGCCAUUCAUUCUCCUCCCCAGAGUUUGAUAUUGAAGAAAAAUAUCCAGUGAUCACGGCCUUGAUAUUUUAGUUUUUUUUAAUUUUGCUCUUAAAUAGUUGAUACGCUCACUGCACAGACGCUAUAAAACAUGGAUCACCGUCAGUGUAAUCUCAGGCCGGUUACCUUAUAAGAAAAUUAAAAAUACAUUCUUGCUUCUUUUCACAGAUGAAAGAAACUGUUUGACUACUGAACAUCCUGUUAUGCGUCGUCAUAAUGAAAUUACCAGUCAGUGUUGGAAAAAUUGGUGCCUGUGCCAAUAGGCAAGCGGUUGUCAUGGAAACAUUGGCAGGUGGAGGAAAAAAGCCCUUUUAUAAGUCAAAAUGUUCAGACAUGAUACAAUAUGUUUCUGGUCAAUGACUUGGGUGGAGGUGAGUGCAGCAAAUUUCUAUACUGAAUGUUACAUUUGGAAAAGCUUUGUAAGCUAUGUGAUGCUUCUAAAGAAAUACCAGGUCAAUAUGAUUUAUCAACACUCUGUGGUGGUGAUUCUGUUCAAACUUAAAUGAUAAAAUGACUAAUUAGUGCAUGAUCAGGUUGAAGAGUUUAAUUCAAAGCAGGUGUUUAUUUUAAGGGAAUGCAGCAAACUGUGGAUUUGUGCUUUCUUUGGAAAUGCUCUUUGCCCACCUUUCCUUUUCAUUCAGAAAAAGCUGCAUGUUGUUCUGUUUUGUCAUUUUGCACAUUUAAGUUUUCCAAAAAUGAAUCAAAGAGAACUCCUUGUCUGUCACCCAUUUUUUUUUCUUCUUCUCAUUGAUGUGUACGACUUCACAAUAUUAUAGCUGUUAUGGCUGAGCACAAACGAGUCCACAAGUUCAAUCAGUCCGGAGGGUUUGGCAGGUUGUAUUCCUGCUGUAUUAGUCCUACACAGGUUUUUAAUAAAAUGAUUUGAUUCAUACUUCUAGAGGUGAAUAACUUCA
Molecule: messenger RNA, 2703 nt
Organism: Micropterus dolomieu (smallmouth bass)
Lineage: Eukaryota; Metazoa; Chordata; Actinopteri; Centrarchiformes; Centrarchidae
Gene: ebag9
Product: estrogen receptor binding site associated antigen 9
Exons: 7
Coding region: 325-966 (213 amino acids)
Cellular component (GO): secretory granule
Source: RefSeq, a predicted model, not a curated record